This is a messenger RNA of Bursaphelenchus xylophilus (pine wood nematode), 3160 nucleotides long. NCBI's taxonomy places the organism in Eukaryota, Metazoa, Nematoda, Chromadorea, Rhabditida, Aphelenchoididae. The record is from the annotation of a GenBank genome assembly.
AUGCUUUACGAUUCUACAAUUGGGAAUGAAGAUGUGAAGAACAUGGUAUUUGAGAGAAAUGGUGAGUAUAAAAGAUACGAUAUUUAUUUAUUCAGCCCAAGUAGUGGAGUAUAAUUUUUUGGAAGCUCUCGGAGGGGCAUGUGUUUUUACAUCACAACUGGAUAUGGUCAUUAUUUACUUCACUUUGUUCGAAUUUAUCGAAGCCAAAUCCUUGAACACUCCAGUGGUGAUCUUGAUGGUGGUGUCUUUUGUUUUAAUAAAUCAAGCCAUAUCUUUCCUUAUAACUGGGACGUUUAAAUUCAAAGAGAAGGUCAAGUCCGUGCUCACCUUCCUUCUGUUUGGUUAUGGAUUUACGCCCAUGAUACGGACAUUUACCACAUCGGUGUGCACGGAUACCAUCUAUGCGGUCUCUUGGGUGGCAUUUGUGUUAAGCUUAGUCUUUCAGGAUUAUGGUUUGAAAGGCCCAACGUAAGUAUAUAAUGUUCUUGAAUUAUAUACAUGCGUCCAUUUCAGAGUCAGUCAUGUUCUUUCUGUGAAUUUGGGGAUCUCGGCUUCUGUGUUCCUCAUCUCCAGAAUGGGCGACGACUUCGAUGCCUUCUGGCUUCUGACCACGGCCAUCUGUUUUUUUGUUUAUUGGCCUCAGGUUAGAAAUAGAAUCAAUUCCAAGGUUUCGGUGUUUCCUUUUGUUUAUGAGUUCUUUUGUCUUGCCGUUGUCUUCUCCACGGUAUCCUCAAUAUCUGAAAAUUAUCUUUAUGUGGUUAUCAUGGUUCAUGUUGUGUUAUUAUUGCUAUUUCCUUUAGCGUUGAUGGCGUUUCAGCCUAUGAAGAAUACGAUAACCGGGCCGUGGGAUAUUCUUGCGUCCUGAUUAUGAUCUCAUUUUUUUAUAAACCCGAUAAAUUUAUGAAAAUUUAAAGACUCGUGUUUUAGCUAUUGAAAGAAGGACUAUGUAAAUAAAGGUGCUAUUUUUCGAGCUAGAAAACGAAACUUUGUAGGAUCGUACUUACGAGCACGCGCCAAUUUAUUUUCUAAAUUUAUGCGAAGUCUCAUCAAAAUAUAAGCGUCGUACUUGGGGUACCUUCCCUUUUAAUAAGAAAAAAUCAAUAGUGACAUUUCGUAUGAUUGCAGUGAAAAAAAAUCUGUCGAAUUUAACAGUGUCCAAUUUCCCCCUGUGAUAUUUCCAUGAAGCCAUAGAUAGGUAAGGGCUUAAUAAAAUGAAACAUAGAAGAAAGGAAAGAAAAGAAAUAAUUUCUGUCAUUAUAACUAUCGAAUUUUUAUAAUUAAAUCAAAGUAGGCUCCGCCUUUUUUAACUUAUAGGUGUAAAUUCGAGUUCCCUGGAAAUAAUUUGGAGUGUUCAUAAUUCCAUUGUCAGAACAAGGUUAGGAUAUGAUUGAAUCUAAAAGAUAUCGUCGAGAUGAAGAUCCGACCCAUCCGAGUCCCUCUGUUGUAGUUCAUGUUAGAAAUCUCGGACCUUUGGUUACUGAAGCUGAUUUGGUGGAUUCGUUAACUCCAAUUGGUCCAGUGGCAUACACAACCUGCAUGCCAAAUAAAGGAAUGGCCCUUGUAAGUUUGAGCUCAAUAAACUAUUGCUCCUAGGUGGAAUUCGAAAGUUUGGAAGAUGCCAGAAGAUGUGUUUCAAUGUCGCAGACGUCGCCCAUCGAUGUAGCUGGAGCCCCAGCUCUUUUUAAUUAUUCAACUUCUCAAAUUAUCCAACGGACAGCUCUUGAAUCGGAGAAACCAAACAAAAUAUUAUGCCUUACAAUAACUAAUUUAAAAUACCCGAUUAAUGUCCGGGUUAUUUAUAAGGUAUCGUUAUCUUCACUACUGUUACAGUUAUCUUAGAUCGCUAAUCAGUUUGGAACAGUUGAGAAGAUCUCAAUACUCCGAAGAAAUUCAGUUCAUGCGCUCGUAGAAUUUGAAACAAUCGAUAUGAGCAAAGCCGCAAAAUACGGACUGAACGGAGCUGAGAUCUACAAAGAUUGUAACGUGGUAAAGGCCGAAUUCGCAAGGGUAAGCCCAAAUACGAAUGUUUAUGUGUUGUGAUUUUAGACAGAGUACAUUAAUGUAGCUCGACAGGAUUUUGAACAAUGGGAUUACACGAUUGACCGUAAGAAAAUGUUUUAACUUCACAAAAGGUUGUUUCUGUUUCAGCAGAUGGUCCUGAUCCAACAUUCCGUCCUUCCGAUCCAAUCCCCGCAUCCCCAACAGCAGUUAUUGACCAAGCGGUGUAUAGUAAGAUUAAAUAAAUGCAUGACGGGUGUGUUUACAGAUAAUCAUUCUUUGGCGCAAGCUCAGCAACAGGCUCUGAAGGAUAUGGGUGGACGAAUAAGUGAUCAUUACGGAAAAGAGUCUAGGAAUUCAAGUUACGAUUAUCCCGAUCGAUCCAGACAAAGCAGAUUCCAGACAACUCCAGAUGAUUAUGGGUCAGAGAAAAGACAUGGAACGGAGACAAGUGUUCUAAUGGUGUAUGGAGUCAACCAUGAACAGUUUGAUUGCGAUAGAAUAUUCAACCUGUUCUGUUGUUAUGGGAAUGUGAUUAAGGUGAGUAGAAGAUAUGUUUACGGUUAUAAUUUUUAGGUUAAAUUUAUGCAUUCUAAACCAGAUACGUGUAUGGUGCAAAUGGGGACAUCUCAUGAGGCCACAAACGUCCUCAAAUACCUACAAGGAGCUGCUGUAUUUAACACAACAUUGGCCAUUCGUCCUUCGAAACAGAAUGUGUUACGAGAUUUGGCCGGUGAACCGUUUCAAUUGGGGGAUGGGCUUCCUUCAUUCACGGAUUACACUCAAAGCCGACUUCAGCGAUUUUCAAUCCCUGCGUUGGCUGCGCGCAACCGGAUUGUAUAUCCAACAAAUCAAUUGCAUUUCUUCUGCGCUCCGAUGGAUGUUACUGAGUCAUUUAUUAUCGACGUAAGAACGUCCGGCCUUUCUAUCUAGAUUUUAGAUAUUUAAAAGUCGUCAUGGACCUCAUCCUCAGAACGCACUUAUCUUCAACACGAGAUCUGAUCGAUUCUCAUCAGGGCUGGUGACCUUUGACAGCCCAGAAAGUGCGACUGAAGCUCUUAUGGCCUACAAUCACAUGACCGUAGAGUCCAAAAACUUUGAAACAUUUGUUUUGAAGUUGGCUUUUGCUGGUAGUAAAGAUCGAGAAUACCGACAACAUUAA